AUGAAAAAUCAAUAAGUUUAAAGUCCUCAAAUUUUCAAUACCCACUAUUUAAGAACAGAUCAUAAGAUAAAUUCACAACCUUUGGUUCUCAAUUUAAACCAGUCUAGAUAAAGUUCCAAGGCACUCUCUGUGGAUAGGGUCAAACUAAAGUAAGCAAAUGAGAACGUGGAGCAACUUAUAGAUCUUUGGCAAAGGCAUAAAUCGAUUACCCAAAGCACUCCAACCCAAGUGUCGCAAUCAUUUCAUUAUCAUUCUACUACACAGAAAAAUGAAAGCUUCGUCAUAGAGGAAAUACCAGAAACCAGAGAAGUGAGUCCACUGAAACCUGAGGAAAUAGUGAUAAAACCCAGAUAGUUAUUUGAUAUCAACUAAUCAACAUCCAAAUUACCAUCCACUAACCUAUAAAAUUCAUCUCACAAGAAGACAAGUUCUCUCUAUGUUGGGGCUCUAUCAAAAAGUGAUGCCUUUUCAGGAACUAAAAAGUCAGCUAAGGAAAAUCUCAAAUUGUCAAAUAAUGGGUUAUCUAGCAGUAAAAAGUCAUAAUUCAAUUCAUCCUCUAAGAAAUUACCUAAGGAAUUGUCAACUAUAGUUUUAUAAAUACAAUCAAUUUAAAAAUCUUUACUGCCCCAUUACCAAAAGUAAGAUAAAGCUAAGAAAGCAGACAUAGAGGAAUAAUUUAAUAUUCUAAUCAACCAAAUCAAGGCAGAUUUCACAAAAUGA
Molecule: messenger RNA, 720 nt
Organism: Paramecium tetraurelia
Lineage: Eukaryota; Ciliophora; Oligohymenophorea; Peniculida; Parameciidae
Exons: 4
Source: RefSeq, a predicted model, not a curated record